Molecule: messenger RNA, 1479 nt
Organism: Coffea eugenioides
Lineage: Eukaryota; Viridiplantae; Streptophyta; Magnoliopsida; Gentianales; Rubiaceae
Exons: 1
Coding region: 1-1479 (492 amino acids)
Molecular function (GO): zinc ion binding; nucleic acid binding
Source: RefSeq, a predicted model, not a curated record
AUGGAGGGAGACCUGGCUGAAUUGUUACAAAAGUUUUCUCUGGAAGGGAACGAGAUAUCAGGAGCUAAGUUGGAGCUUGAGGACCUUAGUAGUGGGAGGAGAGAUUGUGCAGACAGUUUGAUAGGGAGAAUUAUGGGGGAAAAAAUUGCCAACUUUACGGGAGUGAAAAACUUCGUGACAGCAGCAUGGAGCUACCCCAGGAACUUGACUGUUAUGGAGUUAGGACCGAAUCUAUUCCAGUUUAAUAUCCCAAAUGUAGAAGAGAAAGAAAGGAUAGUGACAGGAGGUCCUUGGAUAAUGGACAACCAAGUUCUAGUGCUGAACAGAUGGUCUGAGGGAGUAGAAGAUAACUAUGGAGCUUUUACAACUGCACCUUUGUGGGUACAAAUGUGGAAUCUGCCAGUGCACUGGCUGUCCAAGGAGGUAGGGAGAAAGAUUGGCGCAGUUUUUAGAGAAGCAAAAGAAGUGAUUAUACCUCAGGCAGGAGGAAAAGAGGGAAGACAUCUUAAAGUUCUUGCCCUGGUAGAUUUGUCUAAACCCCUCCUCAGAGGAACGUUGGUUAAUGUAGCAGAGUCACUCAAAUGGGUUGCCUUUAAAUAUGAAAGAUGCCCGGAUUUCUGUUACAGCUGUGGUAUAGUUGGGCACGGGGAACGUACGUGUCAAGAACAAAGGAAUUCAUCAGGGACCCUCUUGGAGAAUCAAUAUGGGCCGUGGCUGAGAGCAGGAAGUAAUAGAAGUCCAACAAAGGAUAGGACAGUGAGAGAGGACCUGGUGAAGGAUAAAAGGUAUUGGAAGUUUCAGAAUGGAGAAAUGGUUGAGAGGGAAAGGACCAGGAUGCAGGCUGGAGAGAAAAUCCUGGAGACGUUGAGGUCUUCAGGGCUAGGAACGAAGAGUUCUCCAGAGGUUGUUAAAGAGCAGGAGAAGGAAAGGGUGGAAAAUCUUCGAAGUAGCCCCCCAUAUAAAGGGGACAGUAGUGGAAAGGAUAGGGACCUCAGUGAUGGCUCUCAGGCCUUGACUAAGGAAAAUCAGGACCUCUUGCUGAUAUCGCAGGUCAGAACUGAGGAAAGAGUGACUUUAGUAGUAGAGGAGGAAAUGGUUGAGGUUAGAGAUGAGAGUGCAAAAUGGCUGGAGCAGGAGAACAGCCUACAAGAGAUACCAGUCUUUGAGGCAGCUAUGCAGGAGAAGAGCCUUUGUGAGGUAAAGAGGCAAGGAGCUAUGACAAAGCAAGUUAAAAGGUCUUAUAAAAAGCUGAAAUCUCCUGUUAAGACAAGAAGGCCUUUGAGAGAGAGAAAUGGACAGGAAGCUUUCGUUGGGGGUAGUGGUAAGAGAAAGAUGCUGGUCUUUGAUGAGGAAAUGGAGGAUGUGUAUUCGAAAGAGCCAGUAGGCAAAAAAGCUAAGGCUCUUGAGCUGUCUGGAUACACAGGUUUGUCUGAGGUGGAGGUGGGGUCUCUCCCUUAUAGGGCCCCCCAAGGGAAAUGA